Fusarium venenatum is the source of this 183-nucleotide messenger RNA. RefSeq lists its product as uncharacterized. Lineage: Eukaryota; Fungi; Ascomycota; Sordariomycetes; Hypocreales; Nectriaceae. The record is from RefSeq and is a predicted model, not a curated record. Gene Ontology annotation, cellular component: mitochondrion. Gene Ontology annotation, biological process: mitochondrial respiratory chain complex I assembly.
AUGAACCAGCAAAAAACUCGUCCCAUCCAAAAGUUUGCCAAAGCAGUCUCACAAUGCUCUGCAGAGGCCACGUCUUAUGGUAGAUGCAUUGUUGCCGACUACAACGCUGUACACAAAGAUAAGUGUGUCAGGGAGUUUAUGAGGCUCAAAGAUUGUUAUUUGGCAGCAUCAAAGAAACCAUAG